Molecule: messenger RNA, 5668 nt
Organism: Sphaerodactylus townsendi
Lineage: Eukaryota; Metazoa; Chordata; Lepidosauria; Squamata; Sphaerodactylidae
Gene: CACHD1
Product: cache domain containing 1
Exons: 27
Coding region: 328-4197 (1289 amino acids)
Cellular component (GO): voltage-gated calcium channel complex
Molecular function (GO): voltage-gated calcium channel activity
Source: RefSeq, a predicted model, not a curated record
CUGUUGUCAGUCGGCAGUCGGAGCGCAGUGCAGGCGAGGGAGGCGCUCGGUUGUCCGUCGCCGGGAGCAACGGGGCGGCCCUGCAGACCCACCGGGUUGGGAGAAGAGCCCACGGCCAGAUCGGUGCCCGCGGUAGCCCCUGCAUGGAGGCGCCGCCCGCCUCUCCUCGGAGCCCCGAGGAUUAGCGCCCUCCUCCCUCCCCCCCCCCUCCAGCCGCAAUCCCGCACCGAACUUUGGGCGGCACUCGGGAAAGUUUGCGCGCCGCGCUCGGAGCUCCGCGGUGGCCACCCUCCCCGCCAGGGCGCUCCAAAAGUCGCCCUUCACGCCAUGGCCGGCAGGCCGACCCAGCUCGACGAGGCCGCCCGACUGGCUCGCCCUUCCUCCGUCGGCCUGACGCUCCCCUGGAGAAGGGGCAGCCCGAGCCAGCGGCCCCUGUGGGUCGUCUACAUGGCGCUCUUCUGGAGGCUCAGCGCCGCCGACUCGGAGUUUUCCAUCUUGGACGAGGCACAAGUUUUGGCCACUCAGAUGAGGAAGCUGGCCACCGAGGAGCUAGGCGUUGUGACCAUGCAGCGAAUAUUUAACUCCUUUGUAUACACAGAAAAAAUCUCAAACGGAGAAAGUGAAGUUCAGCAGCUAGCAAAAAAAAUCCGGGAAAAAUUUAACCGUUACUUGGAUGUGGUCAAUCGAAACAAGCAUGUAGUGGAAGCAUCGUAUACUGCUCAUUUGACAUCACCUCUGACUGCAAUUCAAGAUUGCUGCACCAUUCCACCUUCUAUGAUGGAGUUUGACGGGAAUUUCAACACAAAUGUGUCUAGAACUAUUAGCUGUGAUAGGCUGUCUACCACUGUGAAUAGCAGAGCAUUCAAUCCUGGGCGUGAUUUAAAUUCUGUUCUUGCUGACAAUCUGAAAUCGAAUCCAGGAAUUAAAUGGCAGUACUUUAGUUCAGAAGAAGGUAUUUUUACUGUGUUUCCAGCACACAAAUUUCGAUGUAAAGGCAAUUAUGAACACCGUAGCAGGCCUGUCUAUGUCUCUUCAGUUAGACCUCAAUCUAAACACAUAGUGGUCAUUGUGGAUCACGGAACUUCAGUCACAGAGACUCAGCUUCAGAUUGCCAGAGAUGCAGCCCAAGUUAUUUUGAACUCAAUAGAUGAACAUGAUAAGAUUUCCGUGUUAUCCGUGGCAGACACAGUAAGAACCUGCUCCUUGGAUCAGUGCUAUAAGACGUUUCUGUCUCCUGCCACCAGUGAGACUAAAAGAAAGAUGUCCAGUUUUGUUAACAAUAUAAAGUCAUCUGACAGCUCUACUCAGCAUGCAGCUGGAUUUCAAAAAGCAUUUCAGUUGAUACGAAAUACGAACAACAGCACAAAAACCCAAGCAAAUACAGAUAUGGUCAUAAUUUACUUGUCAGCUGGAGUAAUAUCAAGGGAUUCAUCAGAAGAUGGUAAAAAGGCUACACUUCGUGUUAUCAAUGAAGAAAAUAGUUUCCUUAACAACUCUGUAAUGAUCCUUACUUAUGCCCUCAUGAAUGAGGGAGUGACGGGUUUAAAAGAACUGGCAUUUCUCCGAGAUCUUGCAGAACAGAAUUCAGCAAAGUAUGGUGUACCUGACCGAACUACUUUACCUGUGAUCAAGGGGAGCAUGAUGGUCUUGAACCAGCUGAGCAACCUAGAAACCACAGUGGGCCGUUUUUAUACAAAUCUGCCUAACCACAUGAUUGAUGAAGCAGUCUUUAGUUUGCCUUUCUCAGAUGAAAUGGGAGAGGGUCUAAUAAUGACAGUAAGCAAACCUUGUUAUUUUGGAAACCUACUAUUAGGCAUUGUUGGAGUAGAUGUUAACCUGGCAUAUAUCUUGGAAGAUGUCACUUAUUACCAAGAUUCGCUGGCUUCAUACACCUUUCUGAUAGAUAAUAAAGGCUACACUCUUAUGCACCCUUCCCUUACCAGACCAUAUUUGCUAUCUGAACCACCGCUACACACAGAUAUUAUACACUAUGAAAAUAUUCCCAAAUUUGAGUUGGUUCGACAGAAUAUUCUAAGUCUCCCUCUGGGCAGUCAGCUUAUUACAGUCCCUGUGAACUCCUCACUGUCUUGGCACGUAAAUAAACUACGUGAAAUUGGGAAACACGCCUACAAUGUGAGUUACGCCUGGAAAAUGGUUCAAGAUACAUCUUUCAUUUUGUGCAUUGUUGUGAUACAGCCAGAAAUACCUGUUAGACAACUUAAAAACCUCAACACAGUACCCAGUAGCAAGCUACUUUAUCAUCGACUGGAUCUCUUGGAUCAGCCCAAUGCUUGUCUACAUUUCAAACAACUGGCAACUUUAGAAAGUCCUACUGUAAUGCUGUCUGCAGGUAGUUUCUCUUCUCCUUAUGAACAUCUGAGCCAGUCUGAGACCAAGAGGAUGGUGGAGCACUACACAGCAUAUCUUAGUGACAAUACACGCCUCAUUGCCAAUCCAGGGUUGAAAUUCUCUGUCAGAAAUGAAGUAAUGGCUACCAGUCACGUCACAGAUGAAUGGAUGACACAAAUGGAAAUGAGUAGCUUGAACAGUUACAUUGUCCGCCGUUACAUAGCAACGCCCAAUGGGGUGCUCAGAAUUUAUCCUGGUUCCCUCAUGGACAAAGCAUUUGAUCCCACUAGGAGACAGUGGUAUCUCCAUGCAUUGGCAAAUCCAGGACUGAUUACUUUCACUGGACCUUACUUAGAUGUUGGGGGAGCUGGUUAUGUGGUUACCAUCAGCCACACAAUUCAUUCUUCAAGUUUACAAAUGUCUUCAGGCCAUUCUGUUGCUGUGAUGGGCAUUGAUUUUACUCUGAGAUAUUUCUAUAAGGUACUAAUGGACCUGUUACCAGUUUGUAACCAGGAUGGAGGCAAUAAACUAAGAUGCUUCAUUAUGGAGGAUAGAGGCUAUCUUGUGGCACACCCAACCCUUAUUGAUCCCAAAGGCCAUGCCCCAGUGGAACAGCAGCAUAUAACACACAAGGAACCUUUGGUAGCAAAUGAUAUUCUGAACCACCCAAACUUCGUGAAGAAAAACCUUUGUAACAGUUUCAGUGACAGAACAGUCCAGAGGUUUUAUAAGUUUAAUACCAGCCUUACGGGUGAUCUGACAAAUCUUGUGCAUGGCAGUCACUGUUCUAAAUACAAGCUGACAAGAAUACCUGGAACCAAUGCUUUUGUUGGAAUAGUAAAUGAAACCUGUGACUCGCUUGCCUUCUGUGCCUGUAGUAUGGUAGAUCGGCUCUGUCUGAAUUGUCAUCGAAUGGAACAGAAUGAAUGUGAAUGUCCUUGUGAGUGCCCUCUGGAGGUCAAUGAAUGCACUGGCAAUCUUACCAAUGCAGAAAGCAGGAAUCCUAGUUGUGAAGUUCACCAGGAGCCAAUGGCAUUCAGUGCAGUUGAUCUCAGCCUACAAGAUGCUCUUCCUCAGUGCAUUAAUACUCGAUGUAAUCAGAGAAUGGAAAGCGGAGAUUGUUUUGGUGUCUUAGAUUGUGAAUGGUGCAUGGUGGACAGUGAUGGAAAGACUCAUCUGGAUAAAUCUUACUGUGCCCCCCAAAAAGAAUGCUUUGGUGGCAUAGUGGGUGCCCAGAGUCCAUAUGUAGAUGACAUGGGAGCAAUUGGAGAUGAGGUGAUAGCUUUGAAUAUGAUAAAAAGUGCUCCAGUUGGUCCUGUCGCAGGAGGCAUUAUGGGAUGUAUAAUGGUACUUGUUCUGGCAGUCUAUGCCUACCGUCACCAGAUCCACCGCCGAAGUCACCAACAUAUGUCCCCGCUUGCUGCACAAGAAAUGUCAGUUCGCAUGUCCAACCUGGAAAACGAUAGAGAUGAAAGGGAUGAUGACAGCCACGAAGACAGAGGAAUCAUCAGCAAUACGCGGUUUAUAGCAGCAGUGAUUGAGCGGCAUGCACACAGUCCUGAACGCAGACGGCGUUACUGGGGGCGGUCAGGAACAGAAAGUGAUCAUGGGUACAGCACUAUGAGUCCUCAAGAAGACAGUGAAAACCCUCCCUGUAAUAAUGACCCAUUAUCAGCUGGUGUAGAUGUGGGAAAUCAUGAUGAAGAUUUAGACCUGGAUACCCCCCCACAGACUGCUGCACUCUUGAGUCACAAGUUUCACCACUACAGGUUGCACCAUCCCACGCUUCAUCACAGUCAUCACUUACAGGCUGCAGUCACAGUACAUACUGUAGAUGCAGAAUGCUAAUGGCCUUGAAGGAAAAUACCGCUAAUGAACACUGAUCUGGGAACAACAGGCAGACUUUUUUGUACCUUUACCAGACACGGUUCUGACUAACUUGCUGAGACUCAUUUCACAUCAAAACUUUACAUUUCUGAAAUGUAAUGUUGGCUCUAAAGUGGAGUACAAAUUAGCAUGAUGAAUGAACCUGCCAUAACAUUCAAUAAAAUGGAACAGUAGGAAUGUUCAGCCUCCAAACACAGGAAGAAAGGUUUACACAGUAAAUUGAACCUUUUGAACCCUGUUAAUCUGAGCUAAGGAAAGUGUGCUCAGACAAAGGAGAGGUAGAGAGAGCAGUUUGCUUUCCUUAACUGGAAGAAUGGAAAUCUUUGGAGCUGGAGACAAAGAAGGAGCUGGAUCCAAAAAUAGUAGUUACCAUGUGGUUUCCAUUUGUUGAGAGGGUUUUAAAAAAAAUAUUCAGUGCUCUUACAAAUCACUGUAUGGGACCUAAGACAGUGCAUCUCAAGAUUUUUAAAUAAAGGAUUAUUUUUGUACUAUUUAUUGAACUCAAAGCAUUCAUGAACUCCAAAGGAGAUAGAUGAACUAAAGAACAAGCAUAGAAAUCUCCACAGACGCAGCCUUUAAUUAUGUUGGGGAUAUUACGGAUCUUUCCAAGAAGACAUCCCUGUGAAUGGAUAUCAGCUACCCCUCCCCUCCCCACACACACGCACAUUGCUAUAAAGGGAAAAUGAAGAAAUUGUGUGCUGAUUUGUUUACAUUAUUAAUGUUUUGUUUCCAUGGCCAUUUUUGUACACUUUGAAGAUGGUUUAUAACAUAGUAUUUUUAAAUCUAUUUUAAUGUGAGGAAGAGGGAUACCAUGCCUCUUGGCUGAAGCACUGAGGAAUUAUUUCUCUCGCCCUGCUCUCCACACCAGACUGGGAUAAAAUUCCAGCCAAUGUAGCAAUGUCAUGUUCAAAUAACAUUCAUGAUCAGUAAACUAAAAUAAUAUUCCUGUUGUUUCAUUCCCUUUUCACAUAACAACGAAUAUAUGAGAGGCAAAUAGAAUGCCUGGUAAAAUUUUGAUUGUGAGGGGUCUGUUUUGCAACCAAGGAUGAGCUUCUGUCAUCUUUGUCUGGAAUUUAACAGUGCUAUAGGGCUUAAUCAUGCAGGGCUUAAUCCAAUCUGACUAGUAACACAUGGGACAUCUUAAUUUUAAACUAGUUUUAAAUCACAGUGUUUGUGUGGUAUAGAUUCACAAUUUGUGUUUAAAAUAUGAAAAAAAAUUGCACUGUGCAUAUAAUAAACAUCCAUUUAUAUGUAGGGUUUUUUAAAAAAGAGAUCUCUGGAUGUUGUUUUAAUGAUAGGGUACUUUAAUACUUAUGUAAAAAGAAUUGGUUCUUAAACAGUAUGGUAAAGUAAGUAUGUGUGUGCUAUCCAAAUCCCCUUUAUACUAUGUAUAAAAUUACAAUCUCUAGUGGAAUAAACUGUAUAUAAAGAA